This is a messenger RNA of Zea mays, 1276 nucleotides long. RefSeq lists its product as uncharacterized. The transcript has 8 exons. NCBI's taxonomy places the organism in Eukaryota, Viridiplantae, Streptophyta, Magnoliopsida, Poales, Poaceae. Gene Ontology annotation, molecular function: choline-phosphate cytidylyltransferase activity; phosphatidylcholine binding. The record is from RefSeq and is marked validated. Gene Ontology annotation, biological process: CDP-choline pathway. The coding region runs from base 113 to 1030 and encodes 305 amino acids.
GCGUCCCCCUUUUGCCGAUCCAGUUGUGCCGAUCGGUAAUUUCCCGCGUCCACCAAAACCAGUUGCCGCCGUUUUUUUCGUCGCCGCCACGGACCAGGAUCGACCGGUGCCGAUGAAGCCAGCGGAGGACGAGGAUGCGCCGGCGACGGCGGCAGCGCAGACGGUCUGGUACGACCCCAUGACUUCGCCGCAGGCGCCGGCGCCGCAGCAGCAGCCGGCGAUAGAGGCUGCGAUGCGGGGGGCCUCGCCGUCGGUGAGCUCCAACGCGCGGCCUCUCAGGGUGUACGCCGACGGCAUCUAUGAUCUCUUCCACUUCGGCCAUGCGCGCGCGCUCGAACAGGCCAAGAAGUCAUUUCCCAACACCUACUUGCUGGUAGGUUGCUGCAGCGACGAGAUCACCCACAUGUACAAAGGAAAGACCGUCAUGACCGAGGACGAGCGCUACGAAUCGCUUCGGCAUUGCAAGUGGGUCGACGAGGUCAUACCGGACGCUCCAUGGGUGAUCAACCAGGAGUUCAUCGACAAGCACGACAUCGACUACGUCGCUCACGACGCGCUCCCAUACGCUGACACGAGUGGAGCUGCCAAUGAUGUCUAUGAAUUUGUGAAAGCCAUCGGGAAGUUCAAGGAGACGAAGCGCACCGAGGGCAUCUCGACGUCGGACAUCAUCAUGAGGAUCUUGAAGGACUACAACCAGUACAUCAUGCGGAACCUCACCCGCGGGUACAGCCGCAAAGAUCUCGGCGUCAGCUACGUCAAGGAGAAGCAGCUGAGAGUCAACAUGGGGAUCAGCAAGCUACGGGAGAAGGUGAAGGAGCACCAGGAGAAGUUCCACAGCGCGGCGAAGAUCGCUGGGACCAACCCUGUGGAGUGGAUGGAGAACGCGGACCGCUGGAUCGUUGGCUUCCUUGAGAAGUUCGAGGAAGGCUGCCACAUGAUGGAAACUGCCAUUAAAGGUCGGAUUCAGGAGGGGUUGAAGCGGCAAGGCAGGUCGGAGUCAAACCUUUCUGGAGAGGAGUCCGACUCGUAGUUCUGUGAUCUCCCCCAAAUGAAGCUAGACAAAAGGAGAACUGGAGAUCAUUUCCCACAGUCUGUGUAACAGUAUGAGAUUGGUUAAUUAGCAUGUUAUUGUAGGACGCCAUGGAUCAUUGUUUAGUUGUACCUGGAGAUUAUGUAGUUUUGAAGAACAAUCGUGUUUCUGUAUGCGAUCAGUUGCUCCUUCAUUGAGCAUAUCUGCAUCUGGCACCUGCUAGGAAGUAGGAACUGCUAUUGUUUU